CAAACUAUGAGUGAGGGCGUGACCGGGCUGAAGGAGUCUCUGAAUCUCAACAGCGAUCUACAACCGGCCGUGUCCGCGUCAUCGACAAGUUCCCUGAACGCUGCCACCGCUGCUGCUGCUGCUGCUGCCUCUGCCGCCGCUGCCACUUGUCAGGCCAAUGUGGUGACCAUACCAGUGCCCAUACUGCAGUCGGAGGGUAACUUUGCCUACAUCACCGUCAAGGGAUCCCUGCACGAUUACACCUGCACCGUUUUUGGACUCAACCAGGCCGAAGUUCAGGCUCUGUCCAAGCGCUUCGAGAGCGGCGUCAAGGCUUGCGUGAAUGGUAUUAUGGUGGCAGUGUCGCCGAUGGUUAUGCUAAACACUUUGGCACAGUUGAGCUAUAAGGUCGUCUGCAGUUGUGGCGAGGCCGAGAUCUGUUGGACUAUGCAACGUGAGGUGUAAAUCGUGUUUGCUGCGAUCACACUGUCAUUUGAUAUCUGAAAAACGAACGAACAAUAAGGCAAGGCAAGGCUAGGAAUUCGGCAAUACCAAACAAAAACUAGAAAUUAUCAGCAGUCAAAAUGGACCAGCACAGCGCGGACAACUGCAAGUGUCACAAGCAGACGCAGCCGGCACAGCAGACGCUCAGCGAUAUGGACUUUGAUCGCGGCAUCUGGAAUGCGGCCAUCUAUAACGAAGUGGAUCGUGUUAAGGAUUUCAUCAAGAAAGGCCAGUCCAUGGCCCGCGAUGAGUGCGACUAUACGGCAUUGCAUUAUGCCUCCCGCAACGGCAAUGAGCAAAUCUGCAAACUCUUGCUCGACGAGGGCAAGGUGGACGUUAAUGCAGUGACCAAGGCAGGAGCCACCUCUCUGCAUAGAGCAGCCAUGAUGGGCCACUUGGAGAUCGUCAAGCUACUGGCGGAACACAAGGCAAAUCUUUUGCUUCAGGAUGAGUGCGGACAGACGGCCCUGCAUCGGGCUGCGUCGCGUGGCCAGCUGGAGGUGUGCCGAUACUUGCUGCAGAAGGAGCCAUCCCUGAAGCUGGUCAAGGACAAGAAGGAUAAAAUUGCAUUUGAAUACAUCAUGGAGAACGCCAAUGAUGACUUCAAGCUACUGCUGAAGUCCUAGGAGGAGAAGCAGCAGCAGCAUCAGUAACGUACAUGUAUUUUCUGUAGUUUAAGCACUAAAAGUUACAUUUUCUUUUUAAAAC
Molecule: messenger RNA, 1191 nt
Organism: Drosophila serrata
Lineage: Eukaryota; Metazoa; Arthropoda; Insecta; Diptera; Drosophilidae
Biological process (GO): negative regulation of biosynthetic process
Source: RefSeq, a predicted model, not a curated record